ACAGCGGUCGGGCAGAAUGGCUGGCGAAGAGACAGGUCCUUUCCGUUUCCGCCCCACUUGGGUCCGCUACCCCGCAGACCAUCCCUUCUUCGAGGUAGGGGCCUCCUUGCUCUGCCUUCGCAGCCUCGGUCGCCUUGCCUCAGAAGCGGCCCGCCUCCGCAUUUCUUCCCUGCGUCUGAAGCGAUGGCUGUAAUCCUGUUCUCUUCCUCUCCAGGACGGCGACGUCCACCGGCAUAUGUACCUCCAAGGUCUCCUGGAGAAUGUCACGAAGGACACCGAAAGGCCCCGGUAAACCCCUGGAGAGAACCUCUGAAUUUUCUUGCCAAAUUGGUGGGUGUAGCCAGGUUUUCAACACCUUGGAGAGCUAUGAACAUCAUUACAACAUGCUGCACAGGAAUGUGUGUUCUUCUUGCAAACGAGCCUUCCCUUCAACACAUUUGCUAGAUGUUCACAUUCUGGAGUGGCAUGAUUCCCUCUUCCACAUAAUGGCAGAGAAGCAGAAUAUGUACCAGUGUUUGGUAGAGAGCUGUCUAGAGAAAUUCAAGAGCAGCAAAGACCGCAAGGAUCACUUAAUCACAGUUCAUCGGUAUCCAUCUGAUUUUCGCUUUGAUAAAUCCCUGAAGGCACGAAGGAAAGAGAAAAUGAGGCCUCCAUCAGAAGAAAGCAGUGCAUCAAUGGAUAUGACUGUGGAAGACUCAGAACAAUCACCUGUUGAUGCCAUGGAAAUAGGUCCAAAUGAGAGUAUAAUGGAAAGUGGCUUUCAGUCUGGGACAGAGGGUACUGUGGUCUUUCCAGCAUCUGAAAAAUGGCUCUAUAAAUCCAGAAUCCCACCUGCUAUUUGCUUUGGACAAGGGGCUACCCGUGUCUUCAAAGGCAGAAAAAAGAAAAGCUGAAUAUGACAGCCAGGAGGAAUUUCACCAGCAGAAAAAUGCAUUAAGACUAGAGCAGAGCUCUGGCUUCAUUUACUUGGAGGUCAGAGAAAUGAACAGAGGCAAAGCUAGUCUAAAUAUUGGAACUGAUUCUUGCCCUUCUCAUUGGAGAUAUUUCAAUGAGAAGCUGCCAAAUGCUGCCGUAACCUGCUUCUUGUAGUCCAGCUCCAUUUACAGUGUCAGAAAUAGCCCAGGUCUAUUUCUACAGCUUUUUAAAAUGUAGGGUGUGGAGUGAAAGUGAUCAGUUUUUUUCCCCCUGGAACGAUUAUAAUAAUAAAAUAGCAUCUAUGGUAUAGUACAGUUUUCUUGAUCUUAACAAGAACCUUGUAAAGUAGGCUGUCAUGUCGCUAAAUACCAGAUAAGCACAGUGUAGGCAGAUAUAGGUGCAUAGGGAGUAUAUAGCUACUGGGCAGUCUCUGUUGGGAUCAGAUUUAAUUCUAUUCCUGCUUGAAUGGGCACAAGCUUCCUUGAAUUGCUUCUAAGUAGUUAAUCUGCAUUGCUUUUGAGAAUUACCGAAACCAGAUUGGUUAUAUAUUUUGCAGCCAAAGAUGGAGAAGCUCUAUACAGACAGCAAAAACAAGACCAGGAGCUGACUGUGGCUCAGAUCAUGAGCUUC
This is a messenger RNA of Python bivittatus (Burmese python), 1545 nucleotides long. It is a transcript of the gene ZNF511, whose product is annotated as zinc finger protein 511. The record is from RefSeq and is a predicted model, not a curated record. NCBI's taxonomy places the organism in Eukaryota, Metazoa, Chordata, Lepidosauria, Squamata, Pythonidae.